AAGUAGGGUUGAGAAAUGGCACCGGUUCUUGUGUUUUUCAGCUGGAGCGCAGGGGUGAUUUUGUACACCCUUCUUGCAGGUUCUCCUCCUUUCUGGCACAGGAAGCAGAUGCUAAUGCUGCACAUGAUCCUGGUGGGAAGCUACCAGUUCACCUCUCCGGAGUGGGACGACCGUUCAGACACUGUCAAAGACCUGAUCUCCAGGUUGUUGGUGGUGAAUCCUGAGGCACGUUACACUGCCAAAGAUGCCUUAAACCACCCUUUCUUCCAGCAGUAUGUGGUCGCAGAGGUGCGACAUUUCAGCCCCUACAGGAAGUUCAAGGUGAUCUGCUUGACAGUUUUGGCAGCAAUGCACAUUUACUGCAAUUAUCGCCGUGCCAAGCCAGUUACCAAAGAAGUGAUCAAGAGCGACCCCUAUGCAGUAAAGCCUAUCCGCAAGCUCAUCGAUGCCUGUGCGUUCAAGAUUUAUGGACACUGGGUAAAGAAGGGCCAGACACAGAACAGAGCUGCCCUGUUUGAGAACAGUCCAAAAGCUAUCUUGCUUUCUCUAGCAGCAGAAACAGAAGAUUCAUCUCUCCGAAUGAUGUAAUGUAAUAUAUGUAAAGCACACUACUGAAAACUAUAGAGGAUAGUAUGUUCAAGAAAUGGUUAAUACCUCAUGCUGCGUGACAUCGAUAGGAGAGCAAAUCUACACUUUCAUUUCAGUUGCAUAAAUUGUUCCAACUUUUAAAUGCUCUUACUGAAACUGCACUGAACCUGGACACCUGAAGUUCUCAUGAUAAUUCAGGUCGUGUUUAUUUAUUCUAAUAUAUGAUAAAUUAUUUGAAAUAUUAAAACAAAACAAAAAUAUCAAA
This is a messenger RNA of Carassius carassius (crucian carp), 853 nucleotides long. RefSeq names its product phosphorylase b kinase gamma catalytic chain, skeletal muscle/heart isoform-like. Gene Ontology annotation, cellular component: phosphorylase kinase complex. The record is from RefSeq and is a predicted model, not a curated record. The transcript has 3 exons. Gene Ontology annotation, biological process: glycogen biosynthetic process; protein phosphorylation. NCBI's taxonomy places the organism in Eukaryota, Metazoa, Chordata, Actinopteri, Cypriniformes, Cyprinidae. Bases 16 to 588 code for a protein of 190 amino acids. Gene Ontology annotation, molecular function: ATP binding; calmodulin binding; phosphorylase kinase activity.